Molecule: messenger RNA, 1997 nt
Organism: Cynoglossus semilaevis (tongue sole)
Lineage: Eukaryota; Metazoa; Chordata; Actinopteri; Pleuronectiformes; Cynoglossidae
Product: solute carrier family 22 member 2
Exons: 11
Coding region: 68-1744 (558 amino acids)
Biological process (GO): transmembrane transport
Cellular component (GO): membrane
Molecular function (GO): transmembrane transporter activity
Source: RefSeq, a predicted model, not a curated record
AGCAGAGACAUCCAGACUCCGUGGUCCUGCAGGUCUAUAGGCAGCGUCGUUCAACCGCUCCACCACCAUGACCUCCUUUGACGACAUCCUGGAGGAAGCUGGGAAGUUCGGCAGAUGCCAGAAGAGAAUCUUCAUCCUGCUCUGCAUGGUGUCCAUGCCGUGGGCUGGAGUCUACGUCGGCAUCGUCUUCCAGGGCUUCACCCCAAAUCACUGGUGCCGAGACUCGGUGGUGGCGGAGAAGACGCUGGCGUGUGGCUGGGGUCCCGCAGAUGUCCGCAGACUGGCCGUCCCUCUGGUCAACUCCUCUGGGGAGCUGCGGCCCAGCAGCUGUGAGCGGUACCAGGUGGACUGGAACGACACCGUGCUGACCUGCGACGCACAGGAAGUGGACAUGAGCAGAAUUCCCACUACCAGCUGCACGGAAGGCUGGGAAUACGACUACGAGGGACGACAGUCCUUUGUGACCGAGUUUGACCUGGUGUGUUCUGAUGAAUGGCUGAUCGACAUGUUCCAGGCCAUGCUCAACAUAGGGUUCCUCCUUGGCAGCAUCGCCAUUGGUUACCUGGCAGAUCGGUUUGGCAGGAAGAUGAGUUUCCUGAUGUCCAACCUCCUGAACGGGAUCACGGGAAUCCUGGUGGCCGUGGCUCCGAACUACACCUGUCUACUGAUUUUCAGGUUGUUGUUUGGGUUUGGAGUGAAGUCGGGCUGGAUGGCAGGAUACGUGCUGAUCACGGAGAUCGUGGGCGUGGAGUACAGACGAACCGUCGGAGUCAUUUAUCAGAUGUUCUUCAGUGUCGGGAUCCUCUUCCUCCCCCUGCUGGCCUACUUCAUCACAGACUGGCGCUGGUUUCAAGUGGCCAUCACUGUUCCCUACAUCGUCUUCCUGGUCUACUACUGGUUCAUCCCUGAGUCUCCGCGGUGGCUGCUGUCUCAGAACCAGAACGCCAAAGCUGUGAACAUCACCGAGGACAUAGCCAAGGAAAACAAGAGGACACUGUCCAAGAACAUCGAGAACCUGCGGGACGACAACGCCGAAACGACCACGGCCUCCUUCAUGGACCUGAUCAGAACUCCCAACAUGAGGAAACACACGCUCAUCCUCAGCUACAACUGGUUCACCAGUGCCGUGGUCUACCAGGGUUUGAUCAUGAGGCUAGGCAUCCUGGAAGGAAACGUCUACAUCGACUUUCUCAUCUCUGGACUGGUGGAGUUUCCCGCCGCUCUCCUCAUCCUCUUCACCAUUGAACGCAUCGGGCGUCGCCUUCCCUUCGCCACCGCCAACUUUGUGGCCGGAGCCGCCUGCCUAAUCACCGCCUUCAUCCCAGACAGUGGUGAAGGUUUGCUGUGGUUGAAGACGUUGGUGGCCUGCAUCGGGCGUCUGGGCAUCACCAUGUCCUUUGAGAUGGUGGUGUUUGUCAACACGGAGCUCUACCCCACGUUCGUCAGGAACCUGGGCGUCUCCGUCUGCUCCACGCUCUGUGACAUCGGUGGAAUCAUCGCUCCCUUCCUGCUCUACAGACUGGCCGCCGUCUGGCUGGAGCUGCCGCUCAUCAUCUUUGGUUCUCUGGCCUUCCUGGCUGGAGCCCUGGUCCUGCUGCUGCCAGAGACCAGAGGCGUGCCGCUGCCCGACACCAUCGAUGACAUCGAGUUCCCCAACAGGAAGAAGGAGAACGUUGUUCUAAAGGAGCAACAGUCGACCAAGCUGUUGCCCAUGACGACCAACAAAAACCCAGCCACCGUCUAGACUCCAGUCUGUGACUGUGAAGUUAUUUAUGACUGUUGUUGUUGACGUUGUUGUUGACGUUGUUGUUGACGUUGUUGUUGUUGUUGACGUUGACAUGUGAACGAGGGACAGGAAGUGAGGUCAGGAGGAGAACGCUUCUACUCUGUUCUGAACUUUGUUGUACUUUUUUGUUAACUUUUGUUUAUCUGCUGUUGUGUAUAUUUUAUUAAAUAAUAUUAAUUUUUUUUUCUCAAAUUAAAUUGAAAAAAAAAAA